Molecule: messenger RNA, 462 nt
Organism: Vicia faba (fava bean)
Lineage: Eukaryota; Viridiplantae; Streptophyta; Magnoliopsida; Fabales; Fabaceae
Source: the annotation of a GenBank genome assembly
AUGAUAAGUACCUACUCUUAUACCAAAAUAGGUGCAGCAUUUUAUGCGUUAGGCAUAGGGGCAUGUGCUUCGGAUGCUGUUGAUAAAGAAGAGCUCAAAUAUGUUUACCAUGAAAACAGUCAGAAGGCUAUCAAAGUCUUUCCUACAUUUCCUGCUUUGCUUACAUUGGAAUCAUUGCCCAAUGGUUUUGAUCUCCCGGGCUUGCAAUACGAAUCACGCCUUCUGGUGCACGGACAACAAUACAUAGAGAUGUACAAACCAUUUCCUUCAAGCUGUCAUGCACAAAAUAAAGUUAGUCUCGUAGGAUUGUAUGAUAAAGGCAAGGCAACAAUUUUAGAGAUUGAAACAAAAGGUUAUGAGAAAGAAUCUGGCGAUUUAUUAUGCGUGAACAUAUCAACAGUCUAUCUACGCGAUGCUGGUGGCUUCUCGAAGUCAUCAAAACUGUUUUCCUACUCAAAUUAG